AGAAAAGUAAAAAAGCGAAGUGAAACGAUUCGAAGCACGGUUGUAUUGGGUUUUUUCAUGGAAACCAGACGAAGCUUACUUUCUUUGACCACCCUUAUUUCUCUUUGUUUUGUCAGUGCUUGUGUUCACAGGGGCUUUGGUGGCAGGAAAUGGGGUUAGAUGUUGGAAGAUAAUGCUUAUAAAAAGCUGCCCAUUCCGUAGAAGGGUGUUCAAAAAUUCAAGCUUUGAAUCAAUCAAACAACUCGUGGCUUUUGAAUCGGGAUAAUUUAACCGUUGAAUUUAAAACCCCAUUCAAAAGAAUCUCACUCAGGUUGUUAUUUCCCUAAGACUGCUGUUUCUGUCGUUUUCGUCCCAUCCCUGAAACGUAUUGGAAUUUCAGUGGUGGACUGCAUUUGUUGCCUUGUAACUUGUAAGGAGUAUAUAAGUGAGGAAGGCCUCAGAAUCAGAGACAUCUUGUGUUCGCUUUGAUAGAGAAAGAAAGAGAGAACUUUUUGCAAAGGCCCAGAAAAAGAGGACUUUUUGCAAAGGCUCUGCUUCUAGUUUUCAGGUGGAAAUUUCAAAAUUCCCUUACUGUAAAUUGAAGUCAAUUGGUGGUUGCAAAUCUAUGGGAUUAUCGCUCUCGUUGCUCAAUUCUGCUUGGGAAGAAAUUGUGAAACACCGAUUUUUCAGUUUGAGAGACAACAUUAAUUUCACCUCAAAAGAUGGAGAAAUGACGAUACUGAAAUCAGAUAGCUUUAAGAAGACUGAUUCAGAAACAAUAACGACCAGAACUGAUAAUUCAAGAAACUUGAAGAACUGCAGACCAGAAAAAGUGAUUCUUGAAAGAACUCUUUCAAUGCUUGAAAGAAGUCUUUCAUUCACCAGUCUAGUUGAGGACAAACAGAAUUUGGGUUCAAAUAAUUUGGAUGGAAAGCAAAACAGACUGAAAAGUAAUUUGAUUCCCACAAUAUCUCUUCCUGAACCACCAGCCAUAUUUUUUUUUCCAAGGCCCGUUAGUGACCAUGAUGCUGCUGCAAUUAAGAUUCAGAAGUUCUAUAAAAGUUAUAGGACUCGAAGAAACCUUGCAGAUUGUGCUGUUGUGAUUGAGGAGCUCUGGUGGAAGGCAUUAGACUUUGCAGCUCUCAGACGGAGCUCUGUGUCAUUUUUCAAUGAGGAGAAACCGGAAACUGCAGUUUCAAAGUGGGCAAGGGCAAGGACAAGAGCUGCCAAGGUGGGAAAGGGCUUAUCUAAGGAUGAGAAGGCUCAAAAACUGGCCCUACAACAUUGGCUUGAAGCAAUUGAUCCACGCCAUCGAUAUGGACACAAUUUACAUCUAUACUAUGAUAUCUGGUUUAAAAGCUCAAGCAGCCAACCCUUCUUCUACUGGUUGGAUGUUGGGGAUGGCAAAGAAACUUAUCUAGAGAAAUGCCCAAGGCCGGUUCUACAACGCCAAUGCAUAAAAUAUCUUGGACCAAAAGAAAGGGAGGCAUAUGAAGUAAUUGUCGAAAAUGGAAAGCUUGUGUUUAGGCAAAGUAGGAUGCUUGUGGAAACCACAGAAGGUAGUAAAUGGAUAUUUGUUCUCAGCACAUUGAGGGCUUUGUAUGUGGGGAAGAAGAAGAAGGGGGAGUUCCAGCAUUCAAGCUUUCUAGCAGGUGGCGCCACCACAGCAGCUGGAAGACUAGUUGCUCAUAAUGGCAUAAUCGAGGCUAUAUGGCCUUACAGUGGUCACUACCACCCAACAGAAGAGAACUUCAGGGAAUUUGUUAGCUUCCUUGAGGAGCACAAUGUUGAUCUUACCAAUGUUAAGAAAUGUGCAAUUGACGAUGAUGAUAGCACUCCAUUUAAGGUCACUAGUGAGGAGGCACAGGCAGAGCCAAUGGUGGAUGCUGCUAAAACUAGGGAUUCUGAAGAGACAGAUGGGGCCACCAUGGAAGAGACUGAGGUUGCUGAUGAGGCCAAUGUGGAAGCACCAGUAUUUGAGCUUACCAAACGAUUAUCAUGCAAAUGGACCACAGGAACAGGGCCUCGAAUUGGGUGUGUUAGAGAUUACCCCUCUGAGCUACAAUCCAGAGCUCUGGAACAAGUUAAUUUAUCGCCUAGGGUUACACCAGGACCCUUUGGCAAUUGUGGUCCAAUCCCUUCUCCAAGGCCAAGUCCAAAGAUCAGGCUCUCUCCCAGGCUUGCAUACAUGGGACUGCCUAGCCCAAGGACCCCCAUUGCUGCAUCUGGCUAAAGCCAAUUCAACAAGGGAAGCCCUUCACAACUAGAAACAUUCAUGACUGGAGGCACUUCUGGUGCCCCUAACUUGAUUUUAUUCAUUGAUUUUUUAUUUUAUUUUUCCCUGUAGAUUGCUUAUUUGUGGUGAAUAAUUUUUUUUCACCCAGUUUUGACUCCUUUUUUUUGGUUCUGGGUUGGGUUCAUUUGAUUCUUUCUUGUAAUAAAAAAUGGAAAGCAUUUGUUUUUAAUGAAAGAUGAUGUUCUUUAUUUGUUCUCU
Vitis riparia (riverbank grape) is the source of this 2473-nucleotide messenger RNA. Its product is annotated as IQ domain-containing protein IQM1. The coding region runs from base 605 to 2212 and encodes 535 amino acids. NCBI's taxonomy places the organism in Eukaryota, Viridiplantae, Streptophyta, Magnoliopsida, Vitales, Vitaceae. The record is from RefSeq and is a predicted model, not a curated record. Gene Ontology annotation, molecular function: protein binding. The transcript is spliced from 9 exons.